UUUUACACAUUUUAACCGGAAGUAUAUCACAGAAAGUUGACAUUUCAGGUUCAACACGUAAAUAAAUGAAAUUUUCAUAGGAGUAGGCAAUGAUUCUUCACUCCUGUUGUACUAGAUGAAGUUGUCAACAUGUCAAAACAACCAACAGCAGUAAAGCCAAAGCAGCCAUCCAAAACAACUGCAGGUAAAUCCACUUCCACUACAGCGAGACCAAAGGUUGCUGGUGUGAAUAAGGCGAAGACACAGGACAAAAAUAAACAGGAGAAAAAAUCUCCACGACCAGACAAUGAUGUGAGUGCUGAUGAGGUGCUGGCACGAAGGAUACAGCAGGAGCUGCAGGCUGAACAGGAGGAGCAGGAUGCAGAGCUGGCCCGGCAACUGCACCAGCAGGAACACAGCAAGGCACAGCAGAUGAUGAGUUUCCACCAAUCCCCUGGGCCCCUGGGACGCCCGGGCAGUGCCACGCCUCUGCAGCAACUCUUCUCAACCAUGUUCAACAUGCAGGUCCGCAAUCAGGAACUAGAGGAAGAGGAAGAGGAUGAGACUGACCUCAACAUGCCGACCAUGAACCCUAACCCCCUGUUGUCCUUGAGGGGGAGGUCCUUGCAGGUCCCCCUGAGCAGAACACAGGAGCCCAUGGGUAUUGUGGAGGAGGAGGCGGAUCCCAGCCCUGCAGCCCCAUAUAGGGGGACCAGGUUCCCAGUAAGGAGAGGUGUAUCUCUACUUGAGCCCGAGGGUGCAGAGGGAGGCAGUGACCCAAUGCCAGGGGUCAGACUCAACCCUACAAGGACCAGGUACCCUGGCGUGCGGGGUGGGCGGAGAAUCAUAGUCACACAGCAGGGCACAUCAAGCGGCUCUGAGAGACCUACCAGUGCCAUCGUCAGACCAGGCAUGCUCGGCAGGGAAGAGACAUUUACCAACCUGCCAGCAGAUGAGCAGGACCCUGACUUCAUGGUAUUUGACCUUGGGGAGAAUGAGCGACAGGGCGAGGCCAACUUCAUCAACAUUAUGCGUGACCCGUUCCUGCUGCUGCUGAUGUUGAUGGGCCGCCGUCCCGGCAUGCUGAUCCCUGAUGAUAUGGACCUCAACGAUUAUGAGGCGCUGUGGGAGAUGGCAGAGCGGCUGGGGGAGGUGCAGAACCGGGGCAUGUCUGAGGACGACAUCAACAGACUGCCCUGUGAGAAGUAUCAGCGGCGAGCCACACACUCACACGAAGACACUUGCAGCAUAUGUCUGUCGGAAUUCACACUGGGAUCCAACCUAGCUGUGCUUCCAUGUAAACAUCGCUUUGACAAGAACUGUCUAGCUGAAUGGCUGAAGAGGAAUGGCAGUUGUCCAGUGUGCAGACAUGAUGUCAAGGCCAGCCAGGCACACUGAUCUUACCCUAGAGAAUUCUGCUGGCAAUCCACACUAUCUACUGAGCACACACGAAAUUACUCCUAUCACAAACUAUUCACAUAGGCAAACAAACGUAUAACUGUUGCUCAAAAGUUACAGAUUACAAGAAAUUUACCUGCAAACUGUACAGCCUCUGGACAAUGAAGACAAGAGCACUUGGCACUAUGGCUGGUUAUGUUCCCUGCGCAUUCUUUAAUCAUGACAAAAAGGGGUGUUAAAGUGAUCUUAUGACUUUUAUAGGAGCCUCUCAUCAAGUUAAAAUUAAAAAUCUGUGAUACAAUAGAAAUAUUGCAUUUGUUAAAUAUGUGUGUUGUUACUGUUUUGUUUGUAUGAUAUUUUAUAGUUUUGAUAUUUUCAAAGGAAACUAAGCAGUUAGUCAUGCUAUGAUAGUGAGUAGACACCAGGUGUGCACUCAAAUCCUUGGCAAAGAUGGUAUACCUAACAGUUUGGUUUUACAUGUCAAGGCCUUUGUAAAACACAAAUUUGCUUCUGUCCCUAAAGCAAUAUAAUUACAAACAGUUAUCUGUACAUGCAACAUGGAUGGAUUUAUUGAACAGUACAUUUUGUAAGAAAGGGUCAUUAAAUGGUUCCUAAGCCUUCACAAUUAUUGCUAGUAUUUCUCUACAUCUGCUCUUGUAAAGUCUUCAAAAUUUUAUGAAUACAUUUUUUUUUCAACAAGACAUUGUAUAAAGUCAUUUUAAUACUUUCAUUACCGCACACAGUCUUUCCUUUUUAUGUCCCCCACUAUAGUAGUGGGGGACAUAUUGUUUUUGCCCUGUCUGUCUGUUGGUCUGUUUGCGCCAACUUUUAACAUUUUGCAAUAACUUCAUAUUUGGCAUGCAUGUGUAUCUCAUGAAGCUGCACAUUUUGAGUGGUGAAAGGUCAAGGUCAUCCUUCAAGGUCAGAGGUCAAAUAUAUGUGGCUGAAAUCGCUUAUUUUAUACUUUUGCAAUAUUGAAGAUAGCAACUUGAUAUUUGACAUGCAUGUGUAUCUCAUGGAGCUGCACAUUUUGAGUGGUGAAAGGUCAAGGUCAAGGUCAUCCUUCACAAGGUCAAGGUCAUCUUUCAAGGUCAAACGUCAUAUAGGGGGACAUUGUGUUUCACAAACACAUCUUGUUUUAGUAUGGUUUGAAAAUGCACAUGUAAUGUCUUUUGCACAUUUGUUGCCUCUAUUGCACAUAUAAAACUUAGACUGAAGAUGGAGCAUUCAUGAUUUACUAGUUCUGGCUACCAUAACUUUAAAUAUUGCUUUUUUAUGAUUUUUGACAGGCUUGACUUUAAAGUUAUGGACCAACCCCAUUAAGAAAGUCAACCAGAAAUUCCCGAAAAGUUGACAGUUAACAAAGACCGGUCCAAAACAGCUUUUAAAUGCAGUUAUUGGCCCAAAUAAACCACUUGAUCGGAAAGAUUGACAUUUUUCACAUUAAACUGAUAUACAUGUGUAUUCUUUCACAAAAUACUAUCUUAAACAUUGAAAAUUUAUCUUUUCUGCUCUAACAUAUCGAGAAAAACAGCGAUGGGACAGACAUUCUUGAAAUGCGAAUCUCACGAGAUUUCACGCUCAUAUGAUGUUAUUUCUAUUUUUAGUAACAUACCAUGUGCUCAAGUGUUUUCAAAUUCAGAAUGACAUUUCACAGUAUUUUUAAUUAUUCUUGCUUGUUUUGUUAACAAAUUGUAGUGUAAAUACAAACUCAAAGUAAAAAAUAUUUAAAAUUACCUGAUUCACUUUGAAAUCAGUCUCACCAGACGUAAGUUGUUAAUCACAAAUAAUAGAUUUCAGAAAACGAAAGUAGUGCUUAAAAUUGCAGCAAAAAAAGUCAAGGUCGAUCCGGAAGUAUCCAAAUGAAAACUCGUCAUGUGACAAAGCGACAAUGGCGUCAAAAUUGUGAAUUUCAGGCUGAUGAGAGUUGUUUUCAUCUAUUGUAAGAUGCAUUUGAACCUUAAAAUAUUCCCCGAUGCAGUAAUUUGUAUUCAUUCACCAAUAAAUGUAGAUAUGUAUCCAAGAAAAUGAACUGUCUCUGAUUUAUAGCGUGACAUAAAUAUGUUACGACUCUGGUUGACUUUUGAUAUGGGGUUCGCUUCAGAGUACAGGUCUGUCAAUACUAUAUAAACUGUACGCUGAAGUUUCUUUAGCUAAUGAUUUACCAACUUCUCAAGAUUCCAUUGGUUUAGGCAGUGGUUUAUUAAUGGUAAUAUAUUUAAUAUUCUCAAAAAUCUGGUUUACCAUUUGUCAUGUUUGAUAUCAAAACAGCACCAAACAUAUGUGUUGUGGUAAUUGUGCGUUAAUUUGCUGAAGUCUUUUGUUCACUAAUUGCUUUGAUAAGAAAAAUGUUGAUUAUAAAAAUGACGUCAGACAUAUUAGUCUGCUGUAAAGUCUGUCAUCAUAUCAUAGAACACAUAUGGACUAGUUGUCCAGGAAAUAUUAUGAUAUUUACUUGUAGAAUGUAAUAUUGCCCCCUGCUACAGCCUUGGUAAAUAUAACAUGCAACUGGUGAAUAUCACAUCAUAUCCAAUGGCAUAUAAGUUUAAUAAAUGCAUUAUAUUUUUCAAAUCUUCAAAAUGAAAAAUGACCUAUAGCAUAUAACAAAAUUAACAAAUAAUAAGUAUUCCAAAGCUGUUAAAUGUCUUGUUUUGUGUACAUUUGAAUGAGGUCAAGCAAGAUCUUAGUUUACACUUAAAAUUUCUUACACGCAAGUUCUCAAAUGUUAAAUAUUUUUAGAACAAUUAUUUGGAUAAUUCAAUAAUUUUACUAAUACCUAUGUAUAACAUACACUUUAAACUUGUGUUUAAAUUUCCUUAAGUUAUGUAAAUUAUAGAAAUUGAUCAUAGUUAAUAUAUACAUGUACAUAAAUGACAUAACUAUGUGAUGUCAAAAUAUUGUUCAUGCUCUUCCCAGUUUUGGGGAAGAAGGAAGUAUUUUGGAUAGAUACAUACGUUUGGCAGCAAGUUAAUCUUCAUAGAUUGAUUUCAGACAAGAAUGCUAGCAAAAAUGUCAGAAGUCAAACAAUUAUUUAUAAAAAUAUUUCUAGCUCAUGGUGAGCUUCUGUGAGAGCCUUUUGUUCGUCGUUUGUUGUGUAUCUUCAACAUUUAGAUUUUUUAACACUCUUGAAGGCCACAUUUAUAUCUCAAUCUUCAUGAAGCAUGGUCAGAACAUUUGUCCCAAAUCAUUGUCGAGUUUGAAACUUAAUCACCAGGGUACCCUUUUACUAAGCAACUUACGCAAGUCUUAGACUUGCGCACAUAUUUUAAAUUAAUUGAAUUUCAUUAAUUUCAGAUUGAGGCAAAUUAAUUUUUACUUGGAAUGUAGCAUAACUUAAUAAAUUUCAUUAAAAACAUUCAAAAUUUCAAUAUAGCAAGAAUUUGAAGGAACUAGACUUGAUUUAAAAUAUGCGCGCAAGUCUACAAAUUGCGUAAGUUGUUAAGUAAAACGGUACCCUUGAGUCAACAAAUAGGUCACUGGUCAGAAAAAGUUUGUGAACACUCGUUAUAUUUGUUGUAUCCUUAUCUCAGGCCAAGUUAAUGCGUCUGGUCUGUUGAAAAUCAUGGCCGCCAGGGGGCAGGGAAUUUUUCCUUAUAUGGCUAAAGUAAAAACCUUCUAAACACUUGUUCUUAUUAUACGUCAGUCGAGUUUGAUGAGAAAACUGGGCUUAAUGCAUGUGCGUACAGUGUUGUCCCAGAUUAGCCUGUACAGUCCGCACAGGCUAAUCCGGGACAACACGUUCCGCUUUUAUGGUAUUUUUAGUUACAAGGAAGUCCCUCCUUGCCGAAAAUCAAGUUUAGGCGGAAAGUGUCGUCCCUGAUUAGCCUGUGCGGACUGCACAGGCUAAUCUGGGAUGACACUACGCACAUGCAUUAAGCCCAGUUUUCUCAUUUAUGUUUUACCAAGAACUAUUAUUAUUUUGAACUCCACCUUCUCACAAGAGUUCCUUUGGGUCUCCGGUGAGUGCUCGUUAUUUUGAUAUUUUUAUUGUGAUUAUUUAUGAAAAAGAUGUAUUUUUGCAGACACAUCACAGAGGGCGCUAAGAAAUGAUUGAUAUAACAAUGAACCGCUGUUUAUUUACAUAAUUUGUUCACCUGAGCACAAUGUGCUCAUGGUAAGUUUUUGUGAUCGCCUUGUGUCCAUUGUGCGGCGUGAACAAUUGCCUUGGUAACACUCUAGAGGCCACAGUUAUUGUCCAAUCUUUAUGAAACUUGGUCAGAAGAUUUGUCUAAAUAAUAUCUUGGACGAGUUUGAAAAUGGUCUGGUUGGUUGAAAACCAUGGCCACCAGGGGGCAGGUCAUUUUCAUUAUAAAUGUAUGGCUAUAGUAAAACCUUGUUUACAAUCUAGAGGCUACAUAUAUUGUCUGAUCUUCGUGAAACUUGGUCAGAGGAUUUAUCUACAUGAUAUCUUGGACAAGUUUGAAAAUGGUGAUGGUCUGUUGAAAAACAUGGCCGUCAGGGCGUGGGGCAUUUUUCUUUAUAUGGUUAUAGGCAUAAUUUGUUAACAUUCUAGAAGUCACAUGUAUAGUCCAAUCUUCAUGAAACUUGGUCAAAACAUUUGUUGAAAUGAUAUAUUGGAUAAGUUGGAAAAUGGUUGGUGGCAGGGCAUUUUUUUAUGAUUAUAGUAAAAAAUUAUUAACUCUCCAGAAGUCACAUGUAUUGUCCAAUUUUAAUGAAACGUGGUCAGAACCUUUCUUCUAAUGACAGCCUAGCUGAGUAAAGAAAUGGUAAUGAUUCGUCGAAAAAUAUGGCUGCCAGGGGUUUUGUAAAACCUUGUUAAUACUCUAGAAAUUACAUUAUUAUGAAACAAUCUUCAUGAAACUUGGUCAGAAAUUUGUUCUAAUGAUAUCUGGACCGAGUUGGAAAAUGCUUCCCAUCUGUUAAUAAAGAUUGCCACCUGCAGACUAAGCGUUUUUUCUUAUAUUGCUAUUUAGGGUUCUCCCAUUAGGGUGUUAUGGUAUUAAUUUUCCACCAACCCACCAUUUGAUGUGUCAUAUAAAAAUUCAGUCAAAACAUUUGCUACUUAAAUUAAUAUUUAGAACUUGCUCAACAGGUUUUAGAGUUCAAAAAUACACGUUUUCAUCAAUUUGUUUAUCGAUUGUCUGACCGAUUACUUAUUUUUAACUUGCUCAACAGGUUUUAGAGUUCAAAAAUACAUGUUUUCAUCAAUUUGUUUAUUGAUUGUCUGACCAAAUGCUUAUUUUUACAAUUUACUUAUUUUUGAAUGAAUGUUUACUUUUUGUGUAAAUUAAUGUUAUGUACACAUUUGUGAUUUUGGUCAAUCUUUUUCCUUUAGCAUCCUGUUUUGUAUGUACAUAUGGUGAACACAUAAUGACAUUACAAGAAUACUGCAGUAAGGUAAAAAAAAAAUUCAACACAAUAAUUGCAUAACAUUAAAGAAACAUAAAUACUCAAAAUCAACGAAUAUUUCCUUAAAUAAAGUUAACCCAUAAAAAACCGUGUUCGUUAUUUAUACAUUUAGCAAUAGCCAAAAUGUCAACGCUAGAUGUGGUAUGUGUUGCAUAUAUUGUCCCACAAAAAAAGGGCAAUUUGUAUUGUGUUAAAUCUAUGUUACCAGAGCACAUCUAGCGUUGAAAUUUCGGCUAUUGCUUUAAGGAACUUUGAGUUUUUAUGUGUUAACUUUAUUUUUUCGAAAAUAUUGUACAAAAUAAUUGUUGAUUUUGAGUGUGUAUAGGCUUCUAACAACUAUGUUUUGUAUUGGCAAAUUGUGCGAUUAUACUUGCGCAUUAUCCUUUUUGUUGCGAUGUCAGCGCUGGGCGCCUGGUUGCAUGCAGGGUCAUUUUGGCACUUGGAAUUCUAACUUGUACAUACCUGGGCGCCUACAAUUAAUGUUGCACUUGUUUUGCACUUGCUUACAAGAAAUUUAAUAUGUUUCUUGUGCAACUAUGUGAACCUUAAGUAAAACCAUAUGAACUCUCUAGUUGAUAUUUGGAAAAGUUUGAAAAUGGUUUAAGAAACAUCUCAAAUUGUUUCUGAGAGCAUUCAGUUCCCUGAAGUCUCAGGUGAGCGACCAUGGGCCUCUAGCCCUCUUGUGUCUGCCUCUGGCCCUCUUGUGUCUGCCUCUGGCCCUCUUGUGUCUGCCUCUGGCCCUCUUGUUUUAUAUAAUAAUUGUAUGGCUUGCCUAUGGGAUCAUUUUAGUCGCACAUAUCCAUACUGUAUGCCAAGGGUACAAGUUCAUUCAUGAGAACAUGGCAAUAUGAUUUCAGCAAGAACAACAAAAAGAGACUUCAUUCAGGUACAUAGAAAAUGAUGUGCCUUGUUUGGGAAACCAUAUCUUUCCACUGGUUAUCAAUUUAUAUACUCUGUUCUUAUUUAUUGCUGUAGACUUUAUUAAAACAUUUUAGGUUUGUUAAUACAGCAUCAUUUCUUGGGUGUUAUUUUACUUUGUUUUUGCUUUUAUAUUACAAUAGGAAAAUGUUACAAAUAAACUACGUUUUUAUGUU
Messenger RNA from Dreissena polymorpha, 7841 nucleotides. Its product is annotated as E3 ubiquitin-protein ligase Praja-2-like. The record is from RefSeq and is a predicted model, not a curated record. Lineage: Eukaryota; Metazoa; Mollusca; Bivalvia; Myida; Dreissenidae. The coding region runs from base 130 to 1377 and encodes 415 amino acids. The transcript has 11 exons.